CCUAGUAGGAAAGGUUUUUACAUAGCAAUGCCGGUGACAUUUUGACAUUUGUUCAGUGAAUCGCUGCAAACGUUCACACAGUUGCGCUCACCAGUUUGACUAUUUGACGUUUUGUUUGAAAACGUUUAGGAAAGAUGAACACCGUUUUGUCGAGAGCGAACUCCCUUUUCGCCUUUUCUCUCAGCGUCAUGGCAGCUUUAACAUUUGGAUGUUUCAUCACCACGGCGUUUAAAGACAGAACAGUUCCUGUGGACGUCCGGGUUUCCAAAGUCAUGCUGAAGAAUGUUGAUGACUUCACUGGACCCAGAGAGCGCAGUGAUCUGGGUUUCAUCACUUUUGACCUCUCAGCUGAUUUGCAGCCUAUUUUUGACUGGAACGUUAAACAGCUCUUUCUGUAUUUGUCAGCGGAGUACACAACAAAAAGCAAUUCUCUGAAUCAGGUUGUACUCUGGGAUAAGAUUGUCCUUCGGGGUGAAAACAACAAACUGAACCUCAAAGACACCAAGUCAAAGUACUUCUUCUUCGAUGAUGGAAACGGGCUGAGGGCCAACAAGAACAUCACUCUGACGCUGUCCUGGAAUGUCGUUCCCAACGCUGGAAUACUGCCGCUUGUAGUUGGAAGUGGAUAUGUCAGUCUUCCCUUUCCAGAUAAAUAUGAGAUGACCAAGAGCUAUUAGAAGCAAGGAAAAUACCUUAUUCACUCCCAGGCUUUGUAUAAUGACAGGCAUACUGGUAAUGCAUUUUUUACCUCUCACACACUCAUGAAUGAUGCUGGCUUUGGUGUUGGACUUAUUACCAAAACAAGAUAAUAUUAAUACAAAACUCAUAAAAUAUUGCCUUGAAUUGAAGUGGAAUACAGGAUGUGUGUAUUUGAUUAGGUAUUUGAUGCAGGUUUUUCUCUGCUCACAAAAAAGGAGACACUCAGCAAGUUUUCAAUGUUUAGUUAUGAAAGUAUCCAGCUUAAUUUCCUCACACAGUUGUUUGUGUUUACAACUAAAGCACAGGCAGGAGGCCAUCUUUUUACUUGGAGCAUUAUGAGACAUCUUUUUAAACUUAAAGUUAUCAUGUUACAAACAAUGUCAAUACAAGUGAAGGAAAAGAAGAAUUACCUUUUAGAUAAGAAUGUUGUUUUCAAAAACUUCUGAAUUGCGUUUAUUUUAUUAAACUGAAAACUGCCUGUGGUCUUAUGUUACGUUCUUGUGAGCUGAGCAAAAACAAUCAGAAACUUUUUUCACAUUUGAAAUACAUAUUCUCAUUCAUUUUAUUCCAAAGCCGUUGAAUCGAUCGCAAUUGAACUGUUCAGAUUGUCUUAGAACGGUGGAUCUCAAACUUAUUUUACCAAGUACCACCUCAGAAAAGACUUGGCUCUCCAAGUACCACCAUUAUGAACAACAUUAAAAUGCAGUAGCAUAGUAGGCCUGAAUAUUCAUUAAAAAACAAGUUUUAUUUAACAACAAUAUAGUUAUUAUUUUGGGCCAAAUUUUGGCUUUUGGAGUACCACUAGAUCAGGAAUGUCCAACGUUUUCAUUGAGGGGCCACGUCGCAGUUAUGGCUGCCAUCAGAGGGCCGCUUGUAACAGCGAAUAAUGUAUGAACUUGCCUCUGGAUUUAAUUAUUAAUUAUAUAUACUGUUAAGUAGACUGUCGAUUUUACUGUAAAAUAUUUUUGUAUUUUUUUACAACAUUUUUACUGUAAAUGGAAAAACAGUACCACUGUUUUUUUUGGGGCGGGGGUUACGGAAAAAGCUGGCAGCUUAGUUGACAGAAUUUUAGUGUUAAAUUUGCAUUGGUUUUUACAACAUUAUAUUGUUAAUGUAAAAACAGUACAAGUAUUUUUUUUAUUCUGCUGCCAGUUUUUCUACCGUAAAAACAAAUGUACCGUCUUUCCAUUUCCAAUAAUACACUGUUAAAAACAACAAUUGUAGAUUUUACAGUCAAAAACUGGCAGCUCAAUUAACAGAAUUUUAACGCAAAAAACAGUAGUAGUUUUUUUCAAUUUACAGUAAUAUACUGUAAAGAACAAAGUAAAAUGUAUUGUAAUUUGUAUUAAUUUGAUGGGUAGUGUGCUGUUAAGUAUUUUUA
Entelurus aequoreus (snake pipefish) is the source of this 2080-nucleotide messenger RNA. It is a transcript of the gene spcs3, whose product is annotated as signal peptidase complex subunit 3. The record is from RefSeq and is a predicted model, not a curated record. Gene Ontology annotation, biological process: protein targeting to ER. The transcript is spliced from 5 exons. NCBI's taxonomy places the organism in Eukaryota, Metazoa, Chordata, Actinopteri, Syngnathiformes, Syngnathidae. Gene Ontology annotation, cellular component: membrane; signal peptidase complex. Bases 135 to 677 code for a protein of 180 amino acids.